CCCAAGAUAAGAGAGAAAGAGAGAGCCACAUACUCCAAGGGAGAGGUGAAGAGAGAAGCUGGCCGCAGGACUCGUUUUCCAGAAAAUAGGGCUACUUGUUUGAUCCAUAACUUGAGCUUCACUCGUCCAAAUAAGGCGUAUGAUAUACCAAAAGAAAGCUCUCAAGACGAGGAAUCCGUGAAGGUCUGGUUUGCAUAAAUCGGAGUAGUGUAAGGCCUCCAAAUCGACCGAUCAAAACACGACCUCGCAGAAUACGUUUUUGUAUUCAAAGUUAGGGAACGAAUUCGUCGGGAAACACCCGUUCUAGGGACUGUUUUUGCAUUUUCGGUUAGGAGUUGAACUAGCACUUUGAAGGGGCUGUUUAACACUCCAUUCCAAGCAAGGAAUCAGUUCCAAAUCCACCUUGACCAAAGCUUUGACCAUUGGACCAAGAAGGGAAAGUUUAAAGCUCAAUUGAGGUUGAGGCUAGAGCUUGCUUCCUGUGCUCGUUGCCCGAGUGAUUUCCCCGGAGAGAAGACUUGGUUCGUGCUUCCUCCAUUCUGUUUUAGAACAUUAAUAAACAUGCUCAUGGAUAUUUUACUUUAGAGCCUGCGUGCUCAUGUUUGCCCUGUGUGGCCCUUUUGUUUUAAACAAUGUUUUCCGCUGCGUAUUCAAUUGUUUAUUAUGUAUGUUUAUGGAUGACUUAUGUGUGAAUGAUAUUCAUGACGCCUUGUAUAAUAUGAAUGUGUUGGACUGCGGUUGACUAUUCGUAUUGUGCGGCGGGUUGUUGACGUGUCCGGGAAGGUCCGGGGCGUGACAAUUAAGUUGGUAUCAGAGCCUUAGUCCAUAAACUUCAUAAUGAAGUCUCAAAAUUCUCUUUUUGGAAAGAUUUUGAAAACCAUGAGCAUAGAAGUUUUGUACUUGGAGAGCUUUUGGUACUUGGGUUGCAAGGUCUCUAAUUGUUAAGAUGGUACCCUUAGCAAUUGGUAUGGCGGUGACUCGAGCCAAAAUGUGUCUUAAGUACCUAUCCGUCAAUUGACAUUUGAUACGAGUCUAACGACUCUUUCCAAAUUUCUUUCAGAAAUGGACCGUGGUGGCAAGGUAACUAGGAGGAACCCUUUGGGCCGUGCACCCGAGGAGACUGGGCAAGGCAGUCGUAGGACCUCUAGGGCAUCUGGAGGAGCGGGCCGUGGAGGCCAAUCACGGACCGUGAGUGACGGUCAUGUGAGCACCGAAAGUGACAGCUACUGGUCCUAUGAGGACUCGACCUAUCGGCCGGAAACAGAGCCGGUUGAAACCCCUUAUGAAGGGGAUGAUGAUGAUGUAAGUGAUGAGGAGGACAACGGCUCCUUAGCGCGGAUUGAGGCACUACUCCAACAAUAUCACCGUGAGCGUGAAGAGAGGAGGGAACGCCGAAGGCGCCGGGCUGGGCAACCUUCGGGCAUGGCUUCACGAGGAGGAAGUCAUGGUGCAUCUAGAGUCCAUGUGGAACCACGUGGAGGCCAAAAUGAUGGAGGUCCAACCAUAAGGAUCUCCAAAUACAUCAAAGAAGCAAGAGAUUUGGGGUGCAAACCCUUUGAUGGAGCAGGGGACAUUUCAGUGGCAGCACAAUGGAUCAAGAGGCUAAAUGAAGCGGCCCUUGACAUGCAAAUCGCGCCGAAUCUCAAACUGAGAAUUGCGGUAAGAUUGCUCGAGGGGAUGGCAUCCAAGUGGUGGGAUGGAACCAAGAACAAGUACGGUGAGACCGUCGUUUGGGAGGACUUCCAACGGGAGUUCUUUGCCCAAUACUAUUCUGAUUUCGAGGUGAAUAAGAAGGUGAGGGAAUACACCCUCCUAACCCAAGGGGGUAACAUGUCAGUGAAGGAGCUUGAGUACAAGUUCCGGGAUCUCGCCGACUACAUACCGGAGUAUGCUUGUGACGAGAACCGCAUGGUGAACCACUUUUGGGACGCCCUUGACUUGGAGAUACGUGAUAGGGCAACACAAUUGCCAAAUAUGACCUUCGCCCAAGUGGUUGACCAAGCGUUGAAGGGGGAGAAACAGUGGGAGGAGAGGAAGAAGAGAGACGCCGAGGAGGCGAAAAAGAGAAAAUGGGAGAGUCAUGGCUCCCAAGGUCCCAACAAAAAGGGGAACCAUGGAGGAGGAUCUUUCCGGGCACCGCCGCCACCGUCUAGGGGGAAUCAAGGCCCGAGUGGGCAAGGCUCGAGGUCACAAACCUCGGUGGUAACUCGUUGCAACAAUUGCAAGAGGAACCACUCCGGUAAAUGUCGCGACCCCCCUAGAUGCUUUCAAUGUGGGGAUGCCGGGCAUUUGAAGGCGCAUUGCCCACAAUUGGGUGGGACAAGGACAUCGGGACCGAGCAGUGGCCCGACGGGUACACGGAAUCAAACCGGAGCUUCUCAAGCGAGCCGGGGACAUGGGGGAGCGAGUGCGAGCAACGCGCCAUCCGUGAAUCAAGGAAGAACUCAAGCUAGAGUUUAUGCGAUGACGGAGGCGGAUGCUCGAGCCAACCCGGACUCGGUUGCAGGUAUUGCCUCUUGCACAAUUGUAUUUUGUCCAUAGUUAAUCCAUAAAUUGAUGACAUAAGUCAUAGGGAUUGAGUGCGAGCCAUUACGGGGUCAAACGGCGAAAUUCGGGCCAGAACUGACCAAAAACAGGGACGCACGAUCGUGCGUCCAACCCCACGCACGAUCGUGCGUAGGGGGCAGUGGUUCCGGGUGAUGUUCGCGCAGGACGCACGACCGUGCGUGCCGGUACGCACGCCGUGCGUGGACGCACGAUCGUGCGUGUCCGGGUACGCGCGACCGUGCGUAACCGGCAGUAGCCGGAAGCGAAAUUUUUUCCAUGCACGCACGACCGUGCGUGUCCCACGCACGACCGUGCGUGGACCCCAGCCGCCCGAAACCUAAGUUUUUCCUCUCGUUCUUCUACGAUUGGACCCCCGUUUGAUUCCGAACAUCUAUAUGAACCUAUUAACCUCCAAAAAGUGUCCUAAACCAUUAGAAAAGGUAUCUUACAUGGUGUAUAAAUGUAGGAACAUUAAAGAUUAAUGGGAAGGAUGCACGAAUCCUUAUCGAUACCGGAGCGCAACGUUCAUUCGUGAGUGAGGCGUUUGCCGAGAGCUUAGAGAUGCAAUCAAUACCAAUGACACAAACCUUAGUGGUAUCAACCCCACUAGGGGAAGACGUUGAAAGAAACAAUUACUAUCCAUCUUGUAUGGUGGAAAUCGGUGGCCAAACCUUGACGUGUGAUUUCGUACCGCUGAGUAUGAUGGAGUUCGAUGCAAUCCUAGGGAUGGAUUGGCUAGAAAAGCAUCAUGCUAGGGUAGAUUGCUACACAAAGGUGUUGGAACUCGAAGGCACACAUGGGGACACCCUACGCUUUGAGGGGGACCGCGGCAAAUCAAAUAGUUGUAUCAUAUCCGCCGUGAGAGCGAGAAAUAUGAUGAGGAAGGGAUGCCACGCAUAUCUAGCAUACGUGGUUGACAAAACCAAAGAGGGAACGAACAUCGAUGAUGUGAGGGUGGUUUGUAAGUAUCCGGAUGUCUUCCCUAAAGACCUACCGGGGCUUCCACCUGACAGAGAGAUUGAAUUUGUGAUCGAGGUCGAGCCGGGUACCAAACCAAUCUCCAUACCGCCAUACCGGAUGGCACCCGCUGAACUUAACGAGUUAAAAACCCAAUUGCAAGAGCUUUUGGAUAGCGGUUUCAUCAGACCAAGCCACUCCCCAUGGGGGGCACCGGUCCUUUUUGUGAAAAAGAAGGAUGGAACACUUCGAAUGUGCAUUGACUAUCGUCAACUGAACAAGGUCACAAUCAAGAAUAGGUAUCCCUUGCCUAGGAUUGAUGACUUGUUUGAUCAACUACGAGGAGCAACCGUGUUUUCAAAGAUUGACUUGAGGUCGGGGUACCAUCAAUUGAAGAUUAAGGAGGAUGACAUACCGAAGAGUGCUUUCCGCACGAGAUAUGGGCAUUUUGAGUUCCUUGUUAUGUCGUUUGGGUUAACAAACGCCCCGGCGGCAUUCAUGGACUUAAUGAACCGAGUAUUUCACAAAUACUUGGACCGAUUCGUGAUUGUGUUCAUUGAUGACAUCUUGAUCUACUCAAAGAGUGAGGAAGAGCAUGAGGAGCACUUGAUACUUGUUCUUGAGACACUACGGGAGAAGCAACUCUAUGCCAAAUUUUCUAAAUGUGAAUUUUGGCUUAAGGAGAUUGGCUUUCUCGGGCACGUGGUUUCUGGAUCGGGAAUUGCUGUUGAUAACAAGAAGAUAGAAGCCAUUACCGAGUGGGAGAGGCCAAAGAACGUUAAGGAAAUUCGUAGUUUCCUUGGAUUGGCAGGCUACUACAGGAAGUUCGUGGAGAAGUUCUCUGUUUUGGCAUCACCAUUGACGAAGCUCACUCGUAAAGGAGCUAAGUUUGUAUGGGAUGACAAAUGUGAGAAGGGGUUCAUGGAACUAAAGAAACGGUUGACCGAGGCACCGGUACUUGCAUUACCCAAACAGGGUGUGGGGUACGAUGUCUAUAGUGACGCGAGCAUCCAGGGGUUUGGGUGUGUACUGAUGCAGGAAGGGAGGGUAAUUGCCUAUGCUUCACGACAGUUGAAGAAGCAUGAGGUAAAUUAUCCUACCCAUGAUUUGGAGCUGGGAGCGGUGGUGUUUGCACUGAAGAUUUGGAGACAUUAUCUCUACGGAGAGACAUGUCACAUAUAUACCGAUCAUAAGAGCUUGAAAUACGUGUUUACUCAGAAAGAGCUAAACAUGAGACAGAGACGGUGGAUGGAGUUGAUAAAAGACUACCAUCUGGUGAUAGAGUAUCACCCAGGCAAGGCUAACGUGGUGGCAGAUGCUUUGAGCCGGAAAAGCUCGUCUGGGCCAUUGCUAGCUAAUUUGAGGGCAUUAAGAGCCCAACUGGAGGUAUCCAGCGAUGGUGCCUUAUUGGCACGAUUUGAGGUGAGACCCACUUUACUUGAUGAGAUCAAGAAGGGUCAGGAAACCGACGAAGAAAUUAUGAAGAUCCGGGAACGCAUGCAAGCGGGACCGGUGGAGGACUUCCGAGAAAGAGAUGACGGUCUCUUAUUAUUUCGUGACCGAGUGUGUGUACCGGCAGAUGACGAGCUCCGAAAGUCCAUCUUAGAGGAAGCUCAUUCAUCGGCUUAUGCCAUGCACCCGGGGGGCACGAAGAUGUACCGUGACCUGAAGGAGAGUUACUGGUGGUCAGGUAUGAAGAGAGAAAUAGCCGAAUAUAUCAGUCGAUGCCUUACUUGUCAACAAGUUAAGGCAGAGCAUCAGCAUCCAGCGGGCUUAUUGCAACCACUUUCCAUUCCUGAAUGGAAGUGGGAACACGUGACUAUGGAUUUUGUGGUAGGGUUGCCACGGACGAUCAGGAAUUAUGAUGCAGUUUGGGUUGUUGUAGAUAGGCUCACAAAGAGUGCACACUUCUUACCUAUCAACACUACUUACCCACUCGAGAGGUUAGCCAAAUUGUACACGGAUGAGAUCGUGAGGCUACAUGGGGUUCCAGUGACCAUUGUAUCCGAUAGAGACCCACGAUUCACAUCACGUUUUUGGCCGAAAUUUCAGGAGUCUAUGGGAACGAGGUUGAAGUUCAGUACUGCUUUCCACCCACAGACGGACGGGCAGUCUGAAAGAGUCAUACAGAUCUUAGAAGACAUGCUGAGGGCUUGCGCAUUAGAGUUCCAAGGAAGUUGGGACAACCACUUAGCACUUGUGGAGUUUGCCUAUAACAACAGUUAUCAGGCAAGCAUCGGCAUGCCUCCAUACGAGGCAUUGUAUGGGAGGAGAUGCCGUACACCAUUAUGCUGGGAUGAGGUUGGCAUGGCCAAACUCGAGGGUACUGAGUUGGUUGAGGUCACCAAGUCAAAGGUGAAGUUGAUUCGAGAGAGACUCAAGGCGGCUCAGGAUAGGCAAAAGAGUUAUGCGGAUAAGCGUCGAAGGACCUUAGAGUUUAAGGUUGACGACGAGGUAUUCCUGAAAGUUUCUCCUUGGAAAGGAAUCAUUCGAUUCCAAACCCGAGGAAAGCUUAACCCACGAUAUAUAGGCCCAUUCAGAAUUAUAGAGAGGGUUGGGGCCGUAGCAUAUCGUCUACAGUUGACUCCUGAGUUGGAGAAGAUUCAUAAUGUAUUUCACGUGUCCAUGCUUAAGAAGUAUGUGCAUGAUCCUUCUCAUGUGUUGGAGAAGCCGCCCGUGGAGGUACGUGAAGAUUUGAACUAUGCCGUGCAACCGGUAAGAGUUAUUGACAGAAAAGUGAAGAAACUGAGGAGUAAAGAAGUUCCAAUGGUUAAAGUCCUUUGGAAGAGUGACCGGGUCGAAGAAGAGACUUGGGAAACAGAAGCCUUGAUGAGGAAGCAGUAUGCAUUCCUAUUUGAGUAAAGCUGUGAAUUUCGGGGACGAAAUUCCUGUUAAGGGGGGGUGAACUUGUGACACCGCUCCCGAAGGUCCUUGAAAAUUUGAUUUGAAUAUUCAAAGCUUAUGUAUUGGAUUUCUGAUUCCCAAACAUUUUGUAAAACGAUCAAUGUUCUACGUAGUGCAUGGUUGAAUAUCGUACUGUUCAAACUCGUACAUUAGUGUCGGGUUUCGCAAAUACUUACUCGGGACUUAUUAAUAAAUAAAAGAGUCCAACUUUAUCUAUAUAAGUGAUCGAAGGAUUAAAGAAGAAUACAAAUGCCUAUAACCCCAUCUUUGGCAUUUUUGAGCUAAAUAAUGGGAGUAGGAUUUUCCUUCUAUAACAUCCAUCAAGUAAAUUAUUGGGAUGAGCCUACACAUAUUGGAGGUCAAUAAUGUGAUUUAGGAAGUUGACUUGUUCUAAAUAAAUUAGGAUGAGUACAAAAAGACAUCUUUGACAAAGAUAAAACAAUAGGACCCAUCUUCCCAUUUUUUGGAAGUAUUGAUAGACAUUUUGGACCCCAAAUUGAAUGGGACCAUUUGGGGACCAUCCCACAUGACCUUGGUACCUGCAAAACAAAGGAAAAUGGGUGAGACAAAGAUGUGGGGCGGACUUUUGACUCAUGAACUACAACAUUACAAAAAGGAAAUAAAAGAGGAGGUCCACACCAUGUUUGAUUGCAAUCAAAUACCCUACCCUUCUUUUUGGUGAACCACAUGCUCUCUUAGCAUGAUUGAGGCCUCCUAAUACACUCCCCCUACACCCCAUUCGAACUCCCAAGAUAAGAGAGAAAGAGAGAGCCACAUACUCCAAGGGAGAGGUGAAGAGAGAAGCUGGCCGCAGGACUCGUUUUCCAGAAAAUAGGGCUACUUGUUUGAUCCAUAACUUGAGCUUCACUCGUCCAAAUAAGGCGUAUGAUAUACCAAAAGAAAGCUCUCAAGACGAGGAAUCCGUGAAGGUCUGGUUUGCAUAAAUCGGAGUAGUGUAAGGCCUCCAAAUCGACCGAUCAAAACACGACCUCGCAGAAUACGUUUUUGUAUUCAAAGUUAGGGAACGAAUUCGUCGGGAAACACCCGUUCUAGGGACUGUUUUUGCAUUUUCGGUUAGGAGUUGAACUAGCACUUUGAAGGGGCUGUUUAACACUCCAUUCCAAGCAAGGAAUCAGUUCCAAAUCCACCUUGACCAAAGCUUUGACCAUUGGACCAAGAAGGGAAAGUUUAAAGCUCAAUUGAGGUUGAGGCUAGAGCUUGCUUCCUGUGCUCGUUGCCCGAGUGAUUUCCCCGGAGAGAAGACUUGGUUCGUGCUUCCUCCAUUCUGUUUUAGAACAUUAAUAAACAUGCUCAUGGAUAUUUUACUUUAGAGCCUGCGUGCUCAUGUUUGCCCUGUGUGGCCCUUUUGUUUUAAACAAUGUUUUCC
Molecule: messenger RNA, 7795 nt
Organism: Cuscuta epithymum
Lineage: Eukaryota; Viridiplantae; Streptophyta; Magnoliopsida; Solanales; Convolvulaceae
Source: the annotation of a GenBank genome assembly